AAAACUCUGUCGGGUCUCCGUUCCUAUCCGGUCCCCGCCCUACUCGAGUAUACUCCUAUUUACACCACCACCAAUCCGACGGUCUUCUCUCUCUCUCUCUCUCUCUAAACCAGACACCAUAACAGAGAGGGAGAGAUAUAUAUAUAGAGAGAGAGAGACAGUAUAGAAACAAGCACCCAAGCAACGUUGCCUCCGCUACACUUGAUAAAAAUUGUUCAGUCAAGUGAAGAUUACUCCACAAUUAUCAUUUUCCCUCGUUUUUCUGAACUGGGUUUAUUUCCAAAUUCCCUAAUAAGUAGUGCAUGAGUUGAAUUGGACUAGAGCUCAGUUAGUUGUUUGAAAUUGGUGCUCUUUUAUGGAGGGCAAUUCAGGCACUGAUUCCAGAUCCACGGAAAACGGCGUGGAAUCACUCCAAUUGGGCGAGGAAAUUCAGAGGCUAGUAAUGGCGCCGGAAACUGGGAAUUCCUUUACAGCCCUUCUAGAACUCCCGCCGAACCAAGCGAUGGAGCUGCUACACGCGCCGGGAGGAAACGACGAGACGCCGCCGCCGUUUAACCGUCUCCUUCGCUCCCUCGACAGCACCCCGACUUUCCCGUCGAACGCCGCGCUGCUCGAGCGGGCGGCGGUGUUCUCGGUCUUCGCGGCCGAGAAAUCGUCGGAGACGAGCUUGAUCCCGGUGAAUUCGGUUGUGAAUUCGCGCGAGAGAGUGAAGCGGGAACCGGUGGAUACGGAUUCGAACCCUAAUUCGUCUAAUCCGAACAGCAAUCAGAAAUCAACUAAGCGAAAAGAGCGAGAGAAGAAGGGAAAAGGGUUGACGAAAAAGAGCAAAAGUAAGGCAAAUGAGACCUCAGACGACGGCGAGAAGCUUCCCUACGUCCAUGUCCGAGCUCGCCGCGGUCAAGCUACUGAUAGCCAUAGCUUAGCUGAGAGAGCUAGGAGAGAAAAGAUUAAUGCUCGGAUGAAGCUACUGCAGGAUCUAGUUCCCGGAUGCAACAAGAUUUCGGGUACAGCUAUGGUGCUGGAUGAGAUUAUUAACCAUGUACAGUACUUGCAACGUCAAGUGGAGUUCUUAUCAAUGAGACUUGCAGCUGUUAACCCAAGAAUUGAGUUCAACCUCGACAGUCUAUUGGCUGCAGAAAGUGAAUCUCCAGUGGACAGUAAUUUCCCAGGCACGGUAAUGCCAUUGAUGUGGCCAGACAGCCAAGUUAACGGGAACAGACCACACUAUCAACAAAUUUGGCAUUUUGAUGGACUUCAUCAGCCCGUUUGGGAAAGAGAAAGCCACAAUUUCAUUAAUGCAGAUAACUCAUUAUUAAGCUAUGACUCUCCAACAAAUUCAGCUGUGUUGUGUCUUCGUUUUAGACCCCCGAAAGAAAAUUAAUGUGGAAUUAAAGAGCUAAUUUGGGAUCUCUAUCUUGACACAGCAUCUCUGCUCUCAAAUCAGCUCAAAAUGGAGCUAUGAAGAUAUGGACUGAAGCCCACCAGUAGCUCCUAAUGUAUAUAUCAGAAUUAUAGUAGCAGCAGUUAGCAGAGAAGAGAGGGAGCCUUAACAUUCCAUUUGGGUUUCCAUGCCUUCCUAUUUACUAGUCAGCUGGAAAUCCAGAUUUAUAAUCUCAACUAGAGAUGAGUAAUUGAUAUAUUUAUAUAUUAGUUUCCUUUUUACUAACUCGAGAGGGUCACUCAAUCUGAUACUACACAUGUAUUGUUGGAAAACAUUGUUAAGUGAUGCCUUUUUGACUACAUGAUGGAAUUUAGCCUACUUGUUCAAA
This is a messenger RNA of Rhododendron vialii, 1769 nucleotides long. Its product is annotated as transcription factor bHLH48-like. Gene Ontology annotation, molecular function: DNA-binding transcription factor activity; protein dimerization activity. The transcript has 7 exons. Gene Ontology annotation, cellular component: nucleus. The record is from RefSeq and is a predicted model, not a curated record. Gene Ontology annotation, biological process: regulation of DNA-templated transcription. NCBI's taxonomy places the organism in Eukaryota, Viridiplantae, Streptophyta, Magnoliopsida, Ericales, Ericaceae. Bases 356 to 1381 code for a protein of 341 amino acids.